Messenger RNA from Aspergillus welwitschiae, 2232 nucleotides. RefSeq lists its product as uncharacterized. NCBI's taxonomy places the organism in Eukaryota, Fungi, Ascomycota, Eurotiomycetes, Eurotiales, Aspergillaceae. Bases 1 to 2232 code for a protein of 743 amino acids. The record is from RefSeq and is a predicted model, not a curated record. The transcript has 4 exons.
AUGACUUCUUUUAUAUUGAGCGACGUGCCGACGUCGCCCUCUCCAGUGCCAACAUUUAUCACGCCGAAGCAGUGUGUCACUCAUCUUAAGCUUCUCUCAGCAUUUGCCGAGUUGCGAGAUGUAAUCAGCAACAAUGACGGACUCUUCGGGCUUUACGACCAAGGCGAACAUCGAGAGAAUGUUGCUCGAGACAAUUAUCAAGACUUAGUCAGAGAGAAGCGCUGGGCUGUAUAUGUUUCACGGGCUGUGAAACGAUACACAGAUUGGUGGUUCCGAUGUCUCCCUAGCCAGAAGCCGCUCCCCACAAUGGCAGAUAUCCGCAAGGAUGCAUAUGCCAAAGUCGUUAAGCCUAAGAAAAUAGUGCAGUGGCACGAAGAUGUCCUUCCACCUCUGGAUGUGCUUAUGGUGUGGCACUCGCAUAUGCUGAACCCACGCAAGUAUCUCGAGGACUGCAUCCGGUAUGGCAAGAUGUGUGUUUGGGGUGCACGUUUCCCCUGGGAGCUUGUUGAUCGUCAAAUCGAUGGCACCACGUUUGAAUACACAACAACUGGGGAAGCGCGUCGGUAUUUUGAGACUCAUAUCAAUUCUAGUUGGGAUAACUUGUUUGAUCCGCCCACUACCACUGUUCCGUGUCCAAACUGCGGCAUCCAGAUCGUUGUCGAAUGGACAAUGGGCCAAGACUUGGCAGAUGUCAAGCUUCCCUUUGAGGAUUUUACAGGCUUAGCUGACAAAGGCUUCCGUGCUACCUGCCACAAUUGUCAAUACCAGAUUGACCAUGACCGGCUGAAGCUGGCAAAGUGGCGUCAAGAUGUGCGGUCACUGCUGGAACAGAAUCGGCCUAUGCCCGGGUGCUUCUAUAACUUACGUGGCGUCCCAUUCCCAGUGUCGCAGAGUUGGAAAGACGCGGCAUUUCUAUAUCCAAGCCAGCUUAUCCGGGUUGUGGCAAACGAUAUACUGGAGUAUACCAAUCCUAAGACCAAUAAAUGCCACAAUAUUGCCGCCGUGCGCAAUUACUUAAAUAAAAGACUCCAAGAACGCAGAGUCCUGCAGCAGGCACACGACUCAAUAAUCUCGAAGGUUCGACCCGUUCGGACUGAGAAAAUAUGCAUCCGUCGGAUGAUUUCUCGAUACUGGGAUAAUUUCGGUCCAUUUUCCCUGGACUUGCUCGGCGCUGUCAUCAGACAAGGCAAGUUUAUUCAGCAAAUGGACCGUACAAACUGGUUUAGGUCCCCGACUCUCCAAGCCACCAUCAGCCGAUCAAUCAAGAAGUACAGUGUCUUCUUUGGGAUCAUGGCUGAUAACCCCAAGCAAAUGGCCGUACCAACAUUAGAUGUGGAUUUAGCAUGGCACACACAUCAGCUUUCUCCCAUGCAAUACUAUAACUGUAGUGUGGGCUUAGCCAGUAGCCCAUUGCGGUUCAUGGAUCACAAUGACAAGGUUGAUGAGGUAGACCUGACCAUUGGGUUCGAAUGGACUUGCAAAGCAUAUCGUGAGGUUACCGAUGGGGAGAUCUAUAGCGAAUGCGUUUGUUGGUUCUGCGAGGCGGUCCGCUACCCCGAUCUCUACGGUCAUUUCCGCUCAUCUCUAUUGUGGCUUUCCGAUGCUCGCAAAGCUGUUGAUGAGUUGCGCAGACAGCAUGAUCAUGCCUCUAAGUCUGACAAUGGACCGCACAUCUCCGUUCACAGUGCUGUCCGCCCUCAGAAGAUAUCUGAGGUCGACCGAAUCAAGAGAGAAACCAGAGCCUUGCAGCUUCUAGAAGCUUACAGAAAGUCCCUCAGGCGAGCUAAGAAGCAUUCCCGUUCUUCCAAGGCGCUUGUAUCUGCCAUUGCAGCCGUCAAUUCUGUUGUUUUGCCAACUAGUCCGCCCACGGACACAGUUAUAUCACAGGACAAGAUAAGUACGUCGUACGAUGAAGAUGAGGUCAACCCUGAGAGAAAAGAUCAUGUCCAAAACAUUAAGGAUGUCUUCGAUGUCAUCGACCAUGUCGGACGUGCGGUUCUUCUAUCGCGGGUGGGAAUUGUCUCUCUUGCGGGAAUGCAUCUGCUUGUGGGGCUUCUGCAGGGUGCGGUGGUGGUGCAGGAGGAUGUGGUGGUGCCGGAGGAUGUGGUGGAGGGGGAGGAGGAGGGAGCUCAGGAUGCGGAGGCGGUGGCGGGGGAUCUUAAUACCGGUAACUGCACCACUAUUGGUAGCGCAACUCGAAUUCCGAAAAGAUCUGGAGGUUUUUGCUCUUAG